Nannospalax galili (Upper Galilee mountains blind mole rat) is the source of this 381-nucleotide messenger RNA. RefSeq lists its product as uncharacterized. NCBI's taxonomy places the organism in Eukaryota, Metazoa, Chordata, Mammalia, Rodentia, Spalacidae. The record is from RefSeq and is a predicted model, not a curated record.
AUGCUGUGCCAUACAGUUUUGCCUACAAACGCGUGCAGCUUCCUUGUAGCUGUGAAUGCUCUGUUCCUCUCCUCUUCACCCUUGAUGAUUCGCGAACACACAGGAUCGAGCUGCGUGAGGCAGAGCAUUCCCCACGUGGUAAGCAAAGGAAGAUGUGGGUCUGAUGGUUCAACCCUGGGUGGAUGGCCAUGUGUGAUGGAAUGUUCGAGCUUGAGGUGGAACAGCCACCCUUCUAUGGGCAGCCUUUCCGCCAUGGUGGCAUCAAACUUUUGGGUUUCCUGGAAGGAUUUUACUGGUAUAACAGACUUUACAAAGGCAAAUGUCCUUCUGGAGGAAGUGGAUAUGAAAGACACCUACUGGAUAAGAGGCUGUGCAAACUAG